CGGACGUGGCAACGUCAUGGAAGUGAGUUGCGUGCAUUUAGAGCCAUCUGCGCGGGUGACUUUGCCCUUUGGGUGCAUUCUUCAAUUCGCCUCGACACCGACACGGACCAGUACACAGCAUGGGCAACGCAGCCUCGGACAUCUCAAUCUUCGCCGACGGCGAAAUGGAGCACGAGUUUGCAGCGCACGGCGGCACGGGCGACGUCUCGGUCAAGGAGCUCAUCUCCGAGGGCUACAACAUGGUCAUCGACUCGGUCAUCCGCCCGCCGCGCGCCACGUACGACCUCGAGGAGCUCGGGCCCGAGACGCUGACGCUGCAUGACCCGCUGUCGCAGGAUGUCGUGUACGCCAAGCGCGUCGACUUUACGCUCCGCAACGAGCGCCACCUCAACCUCUCGUGCUCGCACUGGCGGCUGCUGCAGAACGACGAGCUGACGCCGCGGCCGAGCUCGUGCUUGGUCUACCUGCACUCGAACCUCGGCUCGCGCAAGGACGUGCUCAAGCUCCGUGACGAAGCGCUCGCGCUCGGCUUCUCGGUCCUCGCGUUCGACUGCUCGGGGUCGGGCAACUCGGACGGCAUCUACGUCACGAUGGGCUGGAACGAGUCGAUGGACCUCAAGAGCGUGCUCGACCACCUCGAGGGCGACGACAGCGUCCUCGACGUCGUCCUCUACGCGCACAGCAUGGGCGGGUACCCCGCGCUCCUCAACAUUGCGAGCCGCGCCCAGGACAAGACGCACGAAGUUGCGAUCGCCGGCGCCAACGUCGACGCGAUCCCCGCCCCCUUCCGCCGCAGCAACAUGGCGCCGUACACCAAGCCGAUCCGCGGCCUCGUUCUCGACAGCGCGUACAGCACGAUGGACAUGGUCACAGACGAGCUCGUCAUGGGCGUGCGCCAGGAAGGCUUCCAAAUCCCCAAGAUGCUCCUCAAGACGGCCACGAAAUGGGUCGAAAAGUCGGUCGAGAAGCGCGCGGACGUCGACCUCACGGUGCUCCGCCCGGUCGAGUUUGCGCCCAUGUGCAAAGUGCCCGCGCUGCUCGUGUACGGUCUCAAGGACGAGUACAUUAUGCCGGAAAACGCCUUGGAGCUCGACGCCAAGUACGCAGGCCCGCACGCGACGAUGGCCCUCGACGUCGACCACUACGCCAAGCGCGAUCUCCACUCGUACCGAACGUCGCUCCUCUUCCUGCGCACCGUCGUCACCAAGCUCAACGAGGCCAACUACGAAGAAACCUUGUCGCCGCCAUUUCAGGACGAGCUGCGCCGCAUCAAGGCUGCCGUUUUUCGCAAGGCGGCCGUGUAAUAAUGACAUACCAAUGAUCUUUGUCAAUACGACGAUUGUCCUAUUGUCCUUGCCACCAGAACCGAAUAAUGU
Messenger RNA from Saprolegnia parasitica CBS 223.65, 1376 nucleotides. RefSeq lists its product as hypothetical. The transcript has 3 exons. Bases 120 to 1304 code for a protein of 394 amino acids. The record is from RefSeq and is a predicted model, not a curated record. Lineage: Eukaryota; Oomycota; Saprolegniomycetes; Saprolegniales; Saprolegniaceae.